Molecule: messenger RNA, 2412 nt
Organism: Candidula unifasciata
Lineage: Eukaryota; Metazoa; Mollusca; Gastropoda; Stylommatophora; Geomitridae
Source: the annotation of a GenBank genome assembly
AUGGCUACAACGGAAACAGUUGUAUCCAAUCGGAUGGCAUCCGGCGUAUAUCUUCAUGCUGCUGAUACGUCGACAAGCGCAUACGUCGACCACUUGCCGUCCUUGAACUCUAGCCUGACAUCAUCACUAAGUGCUGACAAAGCGGCCUAUGAUAUAUUUAACUCAAUGGUGGUGUGUCUAAUCAAUGGCACCAUGAUGAACUCCACCCAUUGCGACAACCACACCACAAACGCCACUAACACCACCAGCCUGUCAGCACAUGUUCUUCCACAUUCUGUAUGGCUAACAGUCUUCCUAGGUCUUCUUGCCGGGAUCGUUAGCAUUGUAACCAUCUUUGGCAACAUCACAGUACUCCUGGCGUUCGGUUUGGAGCGAACGAUUCGCCAGCCAACCAACUACUUUUUAGCCUCUUUAGCAGUUUCGGAUUUGUUGAUAGGUACGUUCUCCAUGCCUUUAUACACCCAAUAUUUACUAUGGGGAAAAUGGCCGUUGGGACCAUGGUCAUGUGACCUGUGGCUUAGUCUUGAUUGGACCGUUUGUUUGACCUCACAGUAUACAGUGUUUCUCAUCACAAUGGACAGGUUUCUCAGCGUGAAGAUCCCGGCGAAAUACCGCAAUUGGCGGACAGAGAAGAAGGUUAUGGUUAUGAUAUCUGUCACCUGGAUACUCCCAGCAAUUGUGUUUUUCACAUCCAUUAUCGGGUGGCAGUAUUUCGUGGGCGAGCGGAAGGUUGCAGACGAAGUGUGCGAGGUGCAGUUUAUGAGUGAACCAAUGUUUACUUUUCUUCUUACAAUCGGUUAUUAUUGGAUAACACUAGUAGUGAUGUGCAUCCUGUAUGGGGGAAUUUACAAAGUGGCCCUGGACUUACAGCGAAAAUCUGACGCUAAACACAAGAAGAUGCAAUCUACAAUGGAAUUAGCCGGGGAUAACCCUAAUGCGGCUAUUCGUAGCUUCGGAGGUGAUGGAGAGGGAGCCAGUAAUAACAGUAGCGGAGGGGGAGACAGCCAUGCUCAAUCCACGCCGCAGAAUAAUAUCAAAAACAAGAAGAAUAGUCGGAAGUCUCUGAAAGCCGCCUUGCCGUGUCCGCCAUGUGGACAGGCUGUGAACACUACCAGUUUUAGCACUGGGAAAGCAGCAGUGGAUAAAGACGACGACCGGUCAAGCAGUCCAGCGUUUGCUUCUGACGAUGAGAACAGUAGCAGUGGGGGAGCAGUUGCUCCUGGGAAACCUCCUCUGACCUCAGUCAAAUCAAAACCACCUGCAAGUGUCGCCAACAACACAGCUGUUUCCAACACGGGCGGUCUGGUUCGAUCUAUACAUGCAGAAAGACUAAUUUCACCGCCUACUAACCGUCAGGAAAAUGAGAACCUUCUAAUACCUCCAUACGGUUACUCUAAAACCGACGCCAAAUCCGGCAGCGAUACAGGCUCGGACGUGGACGAACCACCCCCUCGUGGAUUUAGCAAUAUUUACUCAACAGAAGCAUCCGAUCGCAUGGAGAAACAAACCACGCCGCUUCUACAGAACGAGGUGAACAGAGGGUGUCGAUUUAUUGACGAGAAGAGCUUCUUGGCUAUUCUAAGCUCCGAGAACGCCGCUCUGCUGCCAGUGACGACCGGAGAGUCCGAGAUGGACGACUCAGAUAUUCUAGACAUCAACACGGCAUCGCCUAUCUGGAAAAGACGGGCGUCGUUGCCUCCUCUUGCCUCUGACGUUUUUGAUAUCGAUGAUAACGUCAGCGAGAGUUUUAUCAACACCGACUUCAGUAUCGCCACCGAGUUUCCAGUGACGUCCAGCACAACCGUAUCUGGCUACAGCAAGUACACCAACGGAGACCAGCGACCCCGAGCUGACACUGCCAAUACUAUGACAUCAGUGACCACCGUUGCUGACACUGGAGCGGAUGACAGCAAUAGCAACAAAUCCACAAGCGUGAACCCGGUCGCCAACGCAGCCGGACACGGCAACAACAUCAACUGUACCAACCCUCCGCCAUCAGAGACCAACACAAAUGAAGACAGCUCCCGGUCGGACACCCUUUGUCUCUCCGCCGUCCGACGGCGUCGGGAAAAAGACACCCGUUUACACACAUUUGUCAAAUCCGUCCGUUCCCGCAAUAGCCGUCGACGGAACCGAAGAGAAAGAAAGUCAAAGUCAGAAAAUCGAGCCCGAAAAGCAUUACGGACUAUAUCCUUUAUAUUAGGGGCGUUUGUCUUGUGCUGGACUCCUUAUCACGUGGCUAUCAUGAUCAUGGCAAUGUGUAGUAACUGCGUCAAUAUGAACUUAUACGCAUUCUCUUAUUGGUUAUGCUAUUUGAACAGCCCUAUCAAUCCAUUUUGUUACGCUUUUGCCAAUGCUCAGUUCAAAAGAACGUUUAUUAGAAUAAUGAGAUUCGAUUGGCAUAGAACAUAG